GUCGUUACCAAAUACCAGGAGUUUUAACUACUAGGUCAGUCCAGGUGUCUGGAUCAAAUCUAGUUUGAGGUUAGAAGGGUGGGGGCCGGAGUCAGUCCUUAUCUAGCUUAAAUUACGGAUGCUGUUUUCCGUAGGAUGUUCAUAUAGUUCAUUACCUGAGCGAAAACACGUAUUCCGGAGGAUUCUUUUUUGUUCCAAGCUUUUAAAUUCACCUGGUACCUCCGCCGAGUUGUCCCAGCCUAACGGUAGAGAAUCUAAGACUUUAUCUUUUACCUGAUUGUUUCCAUCAAUUAUAGUCUCGCCCAAAAUUUACUACCACGCAACAAGAAAUUUUCGGCCUUGAAAUUCGCUCAAAUAAUUUGAACUGUACCCAGCAAGUUUCAUAGAUUCCAUAUUCCAAAAGAAAUGGUUUCCCUCGAUGUCCCUCUCCCAACUAUUGAGGAAUUGACAGUCCCAGAACUAAAGAUAUCAAAGUGUCCACUGCUGGCCGCAAGCAUUCAUUUAGGGAAGUUUUGUGACAAUGAGUCCAAGGAAUUCAUGCUUUGCCAUUAUGAAACACAUGACCCAAGAGCUUGUCUUGGAGAGGGAAAGGCUCUUACCAGUUGCGCCCAAACCUUUUUCAAACAGAUUAAACGGCAUUGUGAAGAUGAAUUUCGGAAUUACUUUACCUGCCUUCACAAGUAUGGAGGGCCGGCUUACAGCCUAACAAAAUGCCGCGUAGCUCAGUAUCCCUUUGAUGAAUGUAUAAAAACUCACCUCAAUCAAGAACGCCCGAAAACGGAUUACUUUAAUGUUGUUCGUCUUCACAAAACGAAUCGGCCUAGAUAUAAACCUGGAUUAGCUCCAAUGCCCGAAAGAAUUCCAGAUUUGCCUAACUUGGAUCAUUUUGAAGAGCCUGAACGUAUAAAGCACAGAGAAAAAAUGAACGAACUAUUAACUUAAACUUAUACAGUGACGCAACAAAAUACAACAUCUGGUUAUUAUCAAGUAUAUAUAAAUAUAGUCAUUUUAGCUUAGUAAUAUUUAACAUUCUAAAACUUGUUAAUUCAAUUUGUAAAAAUCAAAAUAGUCUAUCAAAA
Messenger RNA from Schistosoma intercalatum, 1079 nucleotides. The record is from the annotation of a GenBank genome assembly. NCBI's taxonomy places the organism in Eukaryota, Metazoa, Platyhelminthes, Trematoda, Strigeidida, Schistosomatidae.